Molecule: messenger RNA, 1589 nt
Organism: Trichophyton rubrum CBS 118892
Lineage: Eukaryota; Fungi; Ascomycota; Eurotiomycetes; Onygenales; Arthrodermataceae
Exons: 2
Coding region: 1-954 (317 amino acids)
Biological process (GO): deadenylation-dependent decapping of nuclear-transcribed mRNA
Cellular component (GO): nucleus; P-body
Molecular function (GO): RNA 7-methylguanosine cap binding; hydrolase activity
Source: RefSeq, a predicted model, not a curated record
AUGACAGGUAUGGGGGAGAAUCAAGUAGAUGUCACCGGCUUGGUGAAGCGAUUCAGUCUUGAACGGCUGCUCAAUCAAGACCAGAACGACCGGCGUAUCUCGCUUCUCGGCUCCAUCGACGAUCAACCUGCCAUCCUGCUCGUGGAACGCGCCGCCUUCGCCGUCGACCAGGCUUCCUUGGCCUCGCUGUGCACUUCUCUUACUCAUGUAUCUCUCAUUAGUGCAAAUGACAUUUACCACUGGGCCCUCGCCUGUUCCCCGUCCUCGCCCGCCUCACCCGAUUUGAAGCUUACCCUUAUUUACCCAUGCACACCCCAACAUAUUGCUAAAUACUCAGUACAAUUGGUACGCAUGGUCACGGAGACACCAACCAUCUACCGGGAACAUGUCCGCCCUUACAUGUCUGGCAAACGUGAAGCCGGCCGUCUGAACUGGGUUUAUAAUAUCAUCGAGGGGCGCAAGGAGCAAGAGGAUGUGCUCUAUCGUCAUCAAGAUGAGGAGGAAGGGUUCCUGCUACUUCCAGACCUAAACUGGGACCGUAAGACAAUGGGUACACUUCGGCUGCUGACCCUUGUUCAGCGACGAGAUAUCUGGAGCCUGCGUGAUCUAAAGAAGAAACAUGUACCGUGGUUGAAGCACAUGCGAAAGCGCAUACUUGACAGCGUUGUCAAGGUCUAUCCUUCAAUGGAACGGGACCAGAUCAAGUUGUACGUUCACUAUCAGCCUACCUACUACCAUUUUCACAUCCAUGUGGUCAACGUCAUGCUUGAUGCGGGCAGUACUCAGGCCACGGGAAAAGCAUUUGGACUGGAGAAUAUUAUCUCCCAGCUUGAGACCAUUGCGGGCGAUGAAGAGGCCGGGAUGGCAGACAUGGAUCUUACCUACUAUGUAGGAGAGGCCAGUGAACUGUGGAUGAAUGUAUUUGCACCGUUGAAGGAGAAAUCAGUACCAUGACAACAUGGCCUCCUACAACACUACUAAUAGUUGCAUCGAUGGUGUUUACGUGCCAGUGUACAUGGAUCACCUUACCUGUCAUAGUAUUAGUACAAUAGUUGAAGCCAUAGAUGUCACUUGUGAAAUAUUCUGUCAAUGUCGUCAUCUUACAGGUUCAUAUCUCGUGUUCCAGGAAGGAGUCACUAUCACUUCGGGGUGCAUUAGCCGCGGUUUGAGGCUUGAUUCAGCAAAUAGAGAUCAAGAAUCCGUGGUUAAAAUAUGCGCAGCACUUUGAAUAUGCUCCGUUCCUUGAUGAUGUGGCCAUGGAGGCUACGUUGGAAUUGAUUGCAUCCCAAUACUCGCUUAAAGGAAAGCCGCUAAAUACUGAAUUUCCCGUGCACAAUUGUCUGCUAAGUCUUGGAGAGAGACGCUGAAACUACACGAAGCAAAUCGGGAUGUUUUCAUGAUACUCAAAAUUAAUACGUUAACUAGUUUGUUAUAAUAUGUCUGAAGAUUCAAUAGGCAGAUGUGGAUUCUACUUUAACUUUGCGAUAAAAAGGGUGGAGGGAAUGGUUAUAAAUACGGGGUAAGCGUUUACCCCAAUAUUAUAAGCAUAAAUUUGCAAAAUUCCGCAUGUAGCGUUGUUUUGCGGCUGG